GAUCAGUUCAAAUGUCGCUGAUCUCUCUUAGUUUUGCAUUAUUGCAAACUCUCUUGAUGAUUAACUCAUCAGUCGAACAGUGUGGACAAGCGAACGAAAAGCAGUUCUUCAAUGGACAGUUGCUUCUCGGCGAUAAUGAAUACCCUUGGAUAGGAAUAUUGCGAGAAGAGGACGAAAGCAAAAUCCUCUGUAUAACGAUACUCAUCACACCACGUCAUGUUAUUAUGCCAGCGCAUUGUGUAACUGACCACGUUCACUCGAUCACUUUUGCUAACCCUCUACUGGGUAAAGGAAAUAACGAAGUUUCCUACCAACUCGAGGAAGUGGCUAUCCACCCAGACUAUGCCUUAAUUACAGAUAGCGACAUUGCAGUUGGUACUUUGGACAGAAACGUGUCGGACGUUCAGCCCAUUUGCAUGCCAUCAAAGGAUGAGCCUCAAUAUUUUGGCUACAGUCUGGAAAUGAUUGGUUCCGCUUUUGAGCGACCACAUCUUCGUAUAAAAAGCCAAGUGCAUCUUGGGACUCCAGAUUUUUGUUCGGAUCUAUUUCAAGGAAACCAUAGAUUUGCAUCGAAUGAUAUUUGCGGCUACUUAACGAAGAAAUUCUUAGCUGGUAGCGCUGUAAUGGCUGCCCACGUGUCCGAAGGAAAACCAAGCAGCAUUAAAUUCUAUUUAAUCGGAAUUAUACUCUAUGAAGUGAGACUUGCUAAUCGUACGGAUGUCACCAACUUAUUCUUAUAUGUCAAACAUUACAGAGAUUGGAUUAUGCGAAAUUCUAUUGAAUAA
Messenger RNA from Drosophila willistoni, 785 nucleotides. RefSeq lists its product as uncharacterized. Gene Ontology annotation, biological process: proteolysis. Bases 12 to 785 code for a protein of 257 amino acids. Lineage: Eukaryota; Metazoa; Arthropoda; Insecta; Diptera; Drosophilidae. The record is from RefSeq and is a predicted model, not a curated record. The transcript is spliced from 2 exons. Gene Ontology annotation, molecular function: serine-type endopeptidase activity.